CUGACCUAAUAUCAAUAUCAACAUCAACAUCAGAAUCAACAUCAACAUCAACAGUAACAUUCAUUCAAGGCGAAAACAUACUCCUGACAGCUCUCGAUUAUGGAAAUUAAAUAACGGAAUUCCAUACUUCAAGCAUCACAUCAUCUCUUGAUAGGUCAAUGUAGCUAUAGAACAGAUCUUUUCUGUCAGCCUUGCACUUGUUAUUGACAUUUACUUCAAAGAGCUCAUUUGUUAUUCGCCAUGGAAACUCCUGAUACAACAUGGCUAUCAAUUUCGACAAGCACGUUUUAUUACAUUUCCUUGCCAAUCACUUUUAUUUUCAGGUGGCUCUUGGCUAUUCUCAGCACUGCUCUCGCUCCGCUACUACAUCUUGGCAACUCGUUGAUUUCUGCUUCGCUUCUUCCUUUGAAGGUUCUAGCUAAAUUCGAGGUAAGCGUUAUACAAAAGUCAACUGAUGGCCUACGGCUAAUAGUCCUCAGGCCCUCAUCAUAUUCCUGGGGUCUGCAAUCUUCAUUGGUUUCAUCACUGGGUCCGUUUUACGUAUCUCCUCCAACGUACUCGCAUCACUACUCAAACUCACAUCGAACCCUGAAGAUACGGGUCAUUCUCUGGUAUCGAUUCGCGCUACAGAAGAACAAAAGAAACAAGAGACGAAGCCGGACUUAUUGAAAUGGAAGGUUGAUCCCUCUGUAGAAAAGAGAUAUUCUGAAUGGCUGGAAAAGGAUGGAGGUAGAAAGAAGGACGAACAUGGGUUAUUGGCGCAAACCAUAAUUGAGGAAGAUGAUGACUCCGAUGAUGGGUUUUAAUAGUAGGAUCGGCGCUCUUUAAGCCUGCUGAACACCAUGCCAAGAUCUCUUCGAGUGACAAUAUUUGAGGACUUGAUGGACUGUUCAUUCCCUCCAUUUGACGAAAACUUGAUCCGUUCUGAACCUCUGAGUACA
Molecule: messenger RNA, 941 nt
Organism: Sclerotinia trifoliorum
Lineage: Eukaryota; Fungi; Ascomycota; Leotiomycetes; Helotiales; Sclerotiniaceae
Source: the annotation of a GenBank genome assembly